GCACCGCCCGUUGCACUGCCUGCCCAGGCCGGACGAGGCGUGCGCCCGGCUCCCGCGCCAUGGGGCGGCUGGUGGCUGUGAGCCUGCUGGGGAUAUCGCUGGCGCUCCUGGGCGAGAGGUUCCUCGCCCUCAGAAAUCGACUUAGAGCCUCUGGAGGAGUAGAAUCCGUAGACCUUCCAAACUGCCACCUGAUUAAAGGAAUUGAAGCUGGCUCUGAAGAUAUUGACAUACUUCCCAAUGGUCUGGCUUUCUUUAGUGUGGGUCUAAAGCAUCCAGGACUCCACAGCUUUGCACCAGAUAAGCCUGGAGGAAUACUAAUGAUGGAUUUGAAAGAAGAAAAACCGCGGGCACUGGAAUUAAGAAUCAGCCGUGGGUUUAAUUUGGCUUCAUUUAAUCCACAUGGCAUCAGCACAUUUAUAGACAAUGAUGACACAGUUUAUCUCUUUGUUGUAAACCACCCAGAAAGCAAGAAUACAGUGGAAAUUUUUAAAUAUGAAGAAGAAGAAAAUUCUCUUUUGCAUAUAAAAACAGUCAAACAUGAGCUUCUUCCAAGCGUGAAUGAUGUUGUGGCUGUGGGACCUGCACAUUUCUAUGCCACCAAUGACCACUAUUUCUCUGACGUUUUCUUAAAGUAUUUGGAAACAUACUUGAACUUAAACUGGGCAAAUGUUAUUUACUACAGUCCAAAUGAAGUUAAAGUGGUAGCAGACGGAUUUGAUGCAGCAAGUGGCAUCAGUAUUUCACCUGAUAAGAAGUACAUCUAUGUUGCUGAUAUGCUGGCUCAUGAAAUUCAUGUUUUGGAAAAACACACUAAUAUGAAUUUAACUCAGGUGAAGGUACUCAAGUUGGAUACACUGGUGGAUAAUUUAUCUGUGGAUCCUUCCUCGGGGGACAUCUGGGUAGGCUGUCAUCCUAAUGGCCAGAAGCUCUUUGUGUAUGAUCCGGACAAUCCUCCUUCAUCAGAGAUUCUCCGUAUCCAGAAUAUUCUAACUGAGAAGCCUCCGGUGACUACAGUUUAUGCCAACAAUGGAUCUGUUCUUCAGGGAAGCUCCGUGGCCUCAGUAUAUGAUGGGAAGCUACUCAUAGGCACUUUAUACCACAGAGCCUUGUAUUGUGAACUCUAAAUUGUACUUUUGGUAUGCAAAUAGGACAACUUCUCUUAACAAUUUUCUAGGAAUUGCUAAUUCUGAGCAAAUCUACCCACAAAAUUCACCAAGAAAUGUAUGGCAUGCACAGUCCUCAGUGUCUGCAGGUUUCACAUCUGUGAAUUCGACCAACCACAGGUUGAAAAUAUUCGGGGCAGAAAAAAACCUUUUUUUUUUUGGUCGUUAUUCCCUAAACAAUACAUUAUAAAAACUAUUUUACAUAGCGUUUACAUUGUAUUAAGUAUUUUAAGUAAUCUGGAGAUGAUUUAAAGUAUAUGGGAGGACGUACGUAGGUUAUAUGCAGAUCCUAUGCCAUUUUAUCUAAGGGACUGGAGCAUUCUUGGAUUUUUGUAUCCAUGUGUGGGGUCCUGGAACCACUUCCCUGCAGAUACUGAGGGACAACUGUAUAGUUCAUUUUAUUUCAGUAAGGAAAGUCCCCUUCAAUUCUUAUAACAUUUUUUAUAUAAGAGGAAAAUGAACACUUAAAAAAAAAUGCCAAGAAUGAAAGAAGAAAGCUGCUUUCGGGUAAAGUAAAUACCCUUUGCACAAAAUAAGCCUCAACUUUGCCUUCCUAAUGCCAGAGCAUGAAUUCCACUGAUCUCCAUUGAGUUUUAUCUCCUUAAAAUGCGAGGGACCUCAGUUCCAACUGUGAGACCACUGUGACUGUUUAGAACUACUGAUAGAGAACAUUUACUGAUGUUUUGCCCUUACAAUUUUGUUUACUGCUUACAAGUUGGAGUUAUAUUAAAGACUAACUAAAGUAGGAGUUAUGUCGGUAUUUAAUUCACAAGGCAUGCCCUCAGGAGGAAUGACAAGGCAGCUGCUUCUGUAUGGUGUUUCCUUGAAAGAGGAGGGCAUGGCAAUGUUAAUUUCUCUCAUUGAAAGCUGAAUGUGAAUGGGCUCUUUAUUUAAAAAAAAAAAUGAAAUGAAACAAAAGAUCAACUAAAUACUGUAACUUGAAUUCUCAAUUAGUAUUGAGUAUUCCACCAGCCAUCUUCCCUAAUGGGAACCUACCCUGGACACAAAGAGGAAAUAAAAGGCUGGAGCUGGCAGAUCAUCCUGCCUCCUCACUGAACAGAUGUGUGAACUGGUGCCAGGAGAGAUGAAGUCAACAGUCCAGGCCACAAGAAUAACCAGCAGCAAUGCUGGGAUCAGCCUGCCUCAUAGGGGAGAGCUCUUUCCACUCAUUGUACCUCCCAGAAGACCAUCUUAAACCUGGAGAGAGACUUUCAUGUUUCUCUACACUGCAACCUCUCAAAGCACUUUACUUCAGGUCUCAUACUUUUUUCCCAUCUUCAUCAUCAUCAAAAUAUUUGCUAAUUACUUUCAGUGUGCCAGAUAAAAUCCCAAAACCAAACCCAUUGCUGUGGAGUUGAUUCCAACUCAUAGCAACCAUAUAGGACAAAGUAGAACUGCCCCAUAGGGUUUCUAAGGCCAGAAUCUUUAUGGAAGCGAACAGCUAUAUCUUUCUGCCUUGGAGCAGCUGAUAGUUUGAACUGCCGACCUUUUGGUUAGCAGCUGAGCACUUUAACCAGUGUGCCAGCAGGUCUCCAGAUGUGCAUGAUAAUAACCUAUAAUGAUUACAUGCAUUAUCUCAUUUAAUCCUAAUCAGAGCCCUGAGGGAGUAGGACUAACAGUUCACAGACAUUCAAGAUACCCACCUAGUAAGGGUUGGCUCUCAAUCUACCUCUGAUCCCAGAGCCUGCACCCUUAUACUACGUGAAGCUACUACCAUAGUACUAAUGGUUUUAAAAUAUAAUUUUACAGAAGUAUUCUUCAAUUUGGCCUCUGUCAAUUUGGCCUGCGCUUUUACUUAUAUUUUAAAAUAAUCUGUUAAUAAUGUAUAUUGGAUAUAGUUUAUGCUAAAAUAAUUACUGUUUUUUGCUGUCUCCAUUGGAAAGUGUUAAGUCACAGAUGAAUACAGCGAGAUUAAAUAUCUUUCACCAACUGACCCAAAACCAGUAAGUAUGUCUUUUAGAUUUUAAGGGAUUCUAACAUUGAUUACCUAUAAAGCUUUAUUCAUAAAAAGUUCCUGAAUACAAUAGGCAAAAAAUAAACUUCUGUUGUCUUUAUUACUUAUUAUCUUUGUUAAAAAUUUUAUUUGGCAAAAGUAGAUAUAAGUUAAUAAAUAUAUGUAUUUAUUUGAGAUAGGAAUUUUCAAAAUAAACUUUGAUUUGUGGCCUCUGUGUGCCAUGAGGGAGUCUUUUUCAUCAAAUCAUAAGUAUUUUUGUGCACCUAUGUAUGGUGAUCUUAUUGUGAUCAUUUACGGACUUUUAACAGUUUGGUCAUUGACAGGUCAGAUCAUUCAAAAGAAUUGAAACUGCAAUUCGGAUAUGUCACCACUAGGCGGACAUAGGUGACAUAUUUGAGUGUGUGUGUGUGUGUUAAUCUUUUAAAUCUGAGAUCCUAUUCAAUGACAAUAUAUAGGAUGUAGAACAUUUUCUUUACAAACGGUGUUAUGCCAAUUAAGCUAGAUGUUUCCUGAGACCAUGGUCCCAAGCCCUCAGCCCAGCAUUUCAGUCCCCCACGGAGUUUGUUUGUGCAUAUGGGGCUUCCAUGACCUUGCCUUGGUCAAGUUGUACUGGCUUCCCCAUUAUUUUGUUCUGUCUUACCCUUCACCAUAGUUACCAUUUACCUAUUGUCUAUUUAGUGUUUUUCCCUCCCCACCUGUCCCCUCCCUCAGAAUCAUCAAAGAUUGUUUCUUUUUGUGUGUAAACCUUUUCAUGAGUUUUUAUAAUAGUGGUCUCAUAAAAUAUUUCCCCUUUUGCGAUUGACUUAUUUCACUCAGCGUAAUACCCUCUAGAUUCAUCUAUAUUGUGAGAUGUUUCCCAGAUUCAUCAUUGUUCUUUAUUUUUGCGUAGUAUUCCAUUUUGUGUUUAAACCAUAGUUUAUUUAUCCAUUCAUCUGUUGAUAGGCACUUAGGUUGUUUCUAUCUUUUUGCUAUUGUGAACAAUGCUGCAGUGAACAUGGUGUACAUAUCUAUUCAUUAGACAGAUCUUAUUUCUCUAGGAUAUAUUCCUAGGACUGGGAUUGCUGGAUCAUACAAUAUUUCUGUUUCUAGCUUUUUAAGGAAGCACCAUACUGUUUUCUAAAUUGGUUGUACCAUUUUCCAUUCCCAUCAGCAUAGCAUAAGUGUUCCAAUCUCCCCACAAUCUCUUCAAUAUUUGUUAUUUUCUGGUUUUUUGAUUAGUGCCAAUAAUGUUGGGGUGAGGUGGUAUCUCAUUUGUGGUUUUGAUUUGCAUUUCUCGAAUGGCUAGUGGGAAACUCUGGUGGCAUAGUGGUUAAGAGCUAUGGCUGCUAACCAAAAGGUUGGCAGUUUGAAUCCACCUGGUGCUCCUUGGAAACUCCAUGGGGCAGUUCUACUCUGUCCUAUAGGGUUGUUAUGAGUAGGCAUUGACUUGACAGUAGCGGGUAAUGGCUAGUAAUUGAUUGUGAGCAUUUCCUCAAUGUGUCUGUUAGCCUCCUGAAUGUCUUCUUUGGUGCACUAUCUGCUCCUUUGCCCAUUUUCAGUUAACUUUUUAAAUUUCAGUGUAUUGAAUGGCUUUCAUAUGGCCAGUCCUGAGCUAACCAUUAGGAUACAACAGUGAACCAGACACAAUGCUUGUAUUUCUAGUGGGAGAUUCAACAAACGAGCAACAAAACAAAACAAAACAAAAGGAGUGAUGAUGAGAGGAACAGCACAGAGAAAUGUGAUUAGAGGAUAAUUUGGAGAAAUCAAAUAAAAAAAAUUUAAGUCUACAGAAGAGUUGAAAGAGUAACGCAGUGACUUCCUUAUACUCUACCUAUAAUCUGUUAUCAUCAAUUAUCACUUUGUCACAUUUUCCUUACCUUCCUGAGUAUAGAUGUUUUUAUAUUUCUGAGCCAUUUGAAAGCAAGAUGGAGAUAUGCGAAACUUCAUUCCUGCGUACUUCAGCUUGCAACUCCUAAUAAUAAUGUCAUUCUCCCACAUAAUCACAAUGCUAUCAUUUAAAGAAAAAAAAAAAAACCGUUCCCGUUGAGUCGAUUCUGACUCAUAACAACCCCACAAGGACAGAAUAGAACUGCUCCCGUAGGGCUUCCGAGGAGCAGCUGAUGGAUUCCAACGGCCGGCAUUUUGGUCAGCAGCUGAAUGCUUCACCACUGCACCACCAGGGCUCCCAAUGCUAUCAUAGCAGGUAAGAAAAAGGAGUGAUACUUCGAUAAUAUCUAAUAUCUAGUCCAGAUUCAAAUUGCUUCAGUUGUCUCCAAAUGUCUUUAAUAGCUACUUUCUCUCUCCCGUCUCUAAUCCAGGAUCCAGUCAAGGUUCGUGAUUCAUAUUUGCUUGUUAUAUCUUUAGUCUUUUAAUCUAAAAACGUUACUCUAUCAUUUUUUUGUUUUGUUUUUCAUGGCACCACCUUUUGUUGAGUGCAGGCAAGAUGUUUUGUGGAAUGUCCUGCAUUCUGGAUUUAUUUUUUUAUUUCUUCUUGGAGGUCUUAAUUCAACAUCAUUUAUAUUCCCUGUAAAUUGGAAGUUACUAGAGGCUUAAUUAGAUUCUGGUUUGCCAAUUUUGGCAAGAAAACUUCACAAGCUGUAUGUGUUUCAUUUUGCAUUGUAUCAGAAUAUAAGGACAAGUCGUUCUGCUAUUGUUGUUGUUAGGUGUCGUGGAAUAGAUUUUCAACUCAUAGCAUCACAAUGUGACAGAGUAGAACUGCCCCAUAGGGUUUUCUAGGCUGUAAUUUUUACAGGAGCAGAUCGCCAGGCCUUUUCUCCUGCAGAGCCACUGGGUGGGUUCAAACCUUCAAACUUUUGGUUAGCAGCUGAGUGCUUAACUUUUGUGCCACAGGGCUCCUAGUUCCACUAUCAGUGAUACAAAAUCUGAACAAUAGGUUAAGGUGGUGAUCACCAGCUCUAUAAAGAUAAUUUUUUUUUUCUAUUUAUAAAUCUGGAUGAAUACCCUGUUUCCUAAAAUCUUUCAGCCAGUAGUUUUAGCACAUAUUAAUGACUCUGGCCUGAUCAGUUUCUGGUAGUCCCUGACUUAAAACGGAGCUCCAUUCUGACAACUCCAUCGCAAGUUGGCUCUGAUGUAAUUCGAAUACCUCUUUUUUUUUUUUUUAAGUUUUCAUUAUUAUUGCCUUUUAUUUUCGGUAUAUUUAUAAAUCAUAGCAUUGAACAUUUGCAAGUGAACAUCUGAGAAUUAUAACAUCAGCAAAUUAUGUACUGCAACACUGUAUGUAGUACAUAUUACUAACAAUAAGGUGUACAAAAAAAAAUAAACAGAUGGUCCCAAGUGUGGUUUGUCGUCACUUGAAUACAUUGUAAAUAAGGGGCUACCUGUAUUAUAUUGCAAAAUAGUGCUUUUUUCCUACCAUUUUUUUGUACAUAUAUUGGUGGGCAGUACUCUAUUUAAAAAAAAAAAAAAAAAAAACUCUCUUUGCACUGCUCUCAUUCUGCCCCUCAGGCUCUUGUGUAUUCUCUCUGUGUGUCUCUCUUUCUGUAUCAGUUAUGGAUUGUGGAUUUUUUUAUUCAGUGAGUUAUAAUCAGUUAUAAUGGUAAUUUGGGAUAUUCAGCUUCUCUCACAUUGAGCCAGAAGAAGCCCAUCAAGCUGGCUCCAGUGUUGUCAUGACAUAAGCCGAUCAUACUAGAGCCCCCCUUGCUUUUUGGCACAAUGUCAUGUCCCAGACUCUGUUCUUUCUCUCCUCCAGACUUGGAGUCAGCCACCACUGAUUCCAAAAAAAAAAAAAGAAAAGAAAGGAAUUCUUUGGAGAAAUCAGUGCCUGCCAAUAGGGUCUCUAUGAGUCAGAAUGGAACUUGGUGGCAACAGGUUUGGUUUUGUUUUUUUUAAUAUGCCACUACUAGGUGGAUAUAGGUGCCAUAUUUUUGUGUGUAUGUGAAUGUGUUUUAAUCUAGGAUCCUGUUCAGUGUCAAAAAAAUAUCCUUUUGAUUUUUCACAAAACCUCAGCUCUUUGACAAUGGCUGGGUGGGAACAUGAAUACCCAAUACAGUGAGCAAGAGAAAUUAAAAAUAAUAGAUGUGCCGCUAGUGGUGGCAUAUAGGUACUGAUUUCUCUAUGGAAUCCCAAUUUCUUUUUUAAAUUUUAUUGUGGUAAAAUAUAUAUAAGGAGCCUUGGUGGCACAAUGGUUGAGCACUCUGCUGCUAAUCAAAAAGUUGGCAGUUUGAACCCACCCAGCUUCUCCACAGGAGAAAGACCUGGAGAUCUGCUCCCAUAGAGAUUACAGCCUAGAAAACCCUAUGGGGCAGUUCUACUCUGUCACAUGGGGUCAUUAUGAGUCAGAAUCAAUUCAGUGGCACCCAAAACAACUAUAUAUGUAUCUCUCUCUCAGAAAGUUUGCCAUUUUAACCAUUUUUAAGUGUAUAGUUCAGUGACAUUAAUUACAUUGACCAUGUUGAGUUACCAUCACCAUAAUCUAUUUCCAGAAGUUUUACAUUACUGCAAACAGAAACUCAGUAUUUUUUCAGCAAUAACUCCCAUUUCCUCCUCCCCCAGCCCCACUUUUGAAUUCCUCUGUCCUCUCUUUCACUGACAACAAGCGCUUUUUAUAUACCAAUGUACCUAGUGGUCUCUGGAUGAAGCCAAUUUGACCUAUUGUCAGAGUUUUCUGUGUUUUGUU
Molecule: messenger RNA, 7732 nt
Organism: Loxodonta africana (African savanna elephant)
Lineage: Eukaryota; Metazoa; Chordata; Mammalia; Proboscidea; Elephantidae
Gene: PON2
Product: paraoxonase 2
Exons: 9
Coding region: 60-1124 (354 amino acids)
Biological process (GO): response to toxic substance
Cellular component (GO): extracellular region
Molecular function (GO): arylesterase activity
Source: RefSeq, a predicted model, not a curated record